UUAUGUAACCACAGGUUAUGCUGAACAGGCCUCCCUUUCUCAGAGUCAUUUCAGACUGAUCACACAGUCAAGCUGUGAACUGAAACCUGAGUCCGCCUUUCUCACUGAGACUCAAGGCGGAUUACACAGGAUGAGAAUACAAUCAGUAUCAAUUUUUAGCUAUGUGGCUCUACCUGGCUGUCCUGGGGGCCUUCAGCUUCCUUUACCAAUGGUACUGGAAGAGACAGACCGUGGAGAACUUGACAGAGAAGUUUGUCUUCAUCACUGGCUGUGACUCUGGGUUUGGGAACCAUCUUGCCAAGCAGCUGGAUGGAAAGGGCAUGCGAGUCUUGGCAGCUUGCCACAGGAAGGAGGGAGCUGAGCUACUGAAGAAGACCACAUCUGACCGCUUGAAAACCACCGUCCUGGAAUUGACCAGCACUGAGAGUGUUGCAGCAGCUGCGGAGUGGGUGAAACAAUGUGUGGGGGACAAAGGACUUUGGGGCUUGGUAAACAAUGCUGGUACAACGAAACCAUCUGGUCCCAACGAAUGGCUAACUAAGGAUGAUUUCGCAAAGCUAAUAAAUGUCAACCUGCUUGGACUGAUUGAUGUGACUCUCCAACUGCUGCCACUGUUGAAGAGAGCCAGAGGGAGGGUGGUCAACGUGUCAAGUUUGGGAGGAAGAGUAGCCUUGUUUGGAGGAGGAUACAGCCCAUCCAAGUAUGGCUUGGAAGCAUUCUCUAAUACUCUGAGGCAAGAACUUCAUCAUUUUGGAGUCCGAGUCAGCAUUAUUGAACCUGGUUUCUUUAUUACAAACGCUCACAGAAAUUCAGAGGAAACUUUGCGGGACAUUUGGAAACACCUGCCCUCUCACCUCAAAGAGAGCUAUGGGCAACAAUACUUAGAGGACUAUUGCAACCGAUACAACUUUGUGUUCAAGCAUGCCAGUGAAGACCUUCGUGUGGUCAGUGACUCCAUGGAACAUGCUUUGACGUCAACCUACCCUCACACCCGCUACAUGCCUGGUUUUAUCUCUCCCCUCAUACUCCUAUUUAACUCUUUGCCAGAUACAAUAACAGACCGCCUGGUUAUCUGGUGUUAUCCAAAGCCAGCACAAGCAAUAUAGACUAUUGUGCAGAAAUAUUUUUACUAUCCUGGCAAGGCAACAAAUUGUGGACUGGAUAUAUCUGUAAUUGUAUUGUAUUCAUUAUUUGUUCACACAAAUAUUUUUGCCAUAUUCUUCAGCCAUAUGAUUUAAACGACAAACAAGAAAGGGUCAUUAUUUUUGUGCACAUGCAAUUGGCGUAUGAACAAGGAUUCCAAAACUUCCAAUGAUUCAUAGUUUUUCUGAACUGAAAUGGAAGAUAUGUGGGAAGAGGCUGCACUUUGAAUAGGGAUUCAUACAGCAAAGCAACGGGCAUUCUCUUCCCUAAGUGGAGUUUUUCAUCCAGUCAGAGAGAUUGGAUGAACCAGCCACAUCAGAUGCUGCAUAGUUACCCAAAAUCACCAGCAGAUGAUUGAGAGGAGGCCUGGCCAGACAAGUGAAUUGUAAAGAAAGUGGGGGCUGUGGAUCAGGGGUUAAGCAUUUCUGCGUACAGAAGGCCGCACACAAUCACAAGUUGGUGGUGUAAUGUAUACUGACCUUGAUAGACCAAUGGUCUGACAGGAUAAGGUAGCUGUGGCGAAAUGAGCCGUUUCCAGACAGCUGACCGGCACCCGGGAUGUCACGCCACGUUUCGGAUCAU
Messenger RNA from Eublepharis macularius, 1725 nucleotides. RefSeq names its product retinol dehydrogenase 16-like. The transcript is spliced from 6 exons. NCBI's taxonomy places the organism in Eukaryota, Metazoa, Chordata, Lepidosauria, Squamata, Eublepharidae. Bases 162 to 1106 code for a protein of 314 amino acids. The record is from RefSeq and is a predicted model, not a curated record.